ACUCUUAUCAUCCGAGCAGUGAGCAUAGAGUUGUAAAAUGCCGCCGAGGCGCCGAAGUUUGUUUGUUAUCGAUCGGUAAUCGGUAUUGAGAUUUCGGUUUAUUUAUUAUUUUUUUUUUUUAUCAUAGUAUCAUACCACAAUGGCGCAAUUAUAAUAAUUAUUAAUUAAAAAUAUAAUAACAAUUAACGACGGUUUCAAAAAUUAAGUUUAAUAUACUGCCGAGUGUCGAUGCUGUCGAAUUUCGAUUUCGGAAAAUCGACACCGAACGACAGGCGACAGACGACCAACCACCGCCACACAUGGCCGAAUAGCGUCUGUUGUCGGCGUCAACGCGAAUUGUCGAAAAUUUCACUGUCAACGCCGCCAAAAAAUUGAACAAACAUGGACUUCGACAUCGGAAUAGAACUGCUAAUCCAAUCUCCUGGAAACAUAUGGACACCAGCUUUUAUAGAAGAGGAUGAUGGUGAUGAAAUAUUUAUAUCUUAUAAAGAAGGUAAUAGAGCAAAUGAAUGGAUUAACAAAGACAGUCAUAGAAUUAAACCUAUGACUGAAGAAUGGGAUGACAAAUUGAUAAAAUUUGCGACCCAUUCUGAAAAUAGCUUACCUGAAAUAAAAUCAAUAGUUGCUAAUGUUCCGCCAUCUGAAAAAGAAAUUUCAAAAAAAUCUACUACAAGUGCACGAUCAUCUAGUAUAUUUAAAGUGAAGUUUAAAAAAGAUGAUUUUUUGACAAAAAAAACUCAAGAUUCUAAACAUAAAGAACAAAAAAUAAUAAAGGAUGCUAAGAAAUCAGAUCGUGAGUCAAAACAACUUUUAUUGUGUGGCACUCCUAGUAAUGAAAAACAUUCUACCAGCACAAUAUUAAAACAAUCACACAUUGUAGAAAAUUCAGGAAUGGAAGUUACAAAAGUUGCAGAAAGUAUUAAUUCUUCAAAAACUCCUAAACAUUUGAUAGAAACUAAUUUAUUGAGAUCCGAAAAUUUUGAAGAACUAUUGGAAGAUAUUGAAGCAGAGGCAGAAAUAUGUUCACCAACAAAAUCUAUUUCUCGUAGUGAUAUUAAACAAAAAAAAAGAAAGAAAAAACCAUUUGGUAUAAAAAGACGAUCUGAUAAAAAAAAAUCAAAAUCAAAGAGAAGUGAAAGUAAAAAAAAAAAAUUAGUUGUUAAAUUAAAUUCAAAUAAUGUUAAAACAAAAGUUAGUACGGUGCCAGAUAUCAGCACAUUGAGUUAUACAGAUGAUACAGCAACAUCACCACCACCUUUAAAAAAAAUUAAACCAUCUCUUCCUGAAAUUAUUUUACAAGAAAAUUCAAUACCUCAAAGCUGUUCCCCAUUAUUCCAAGAACUAGCUAACAAUACUCUACUACAAAAAAUUAGAAUGGAAGCUUCCAAUGAACAAGGGUUAAGAUGUCCAAAACAAGAAUGUCGAAAACUUUUUCGAAAAGAAAAUUUGUUAAUGAUGCACAUUAAACACUAUCAUUCCGAAUACACUGAAUUAUUGGUGUCUACUCCAAAUGUAACAGAUCUCGCAACAGCAAGAAUCGAAGGUGAAAAUAUUGAUGAAUUAUCUCCGUCAUAUUUUCUUCAUAGAAUAUCUCAAUUGGAAGCUAAAAGAAGCUGGGGGGGCAAUACGUCUUAUGAAACACCUUCACCAAGCAUAAUUUCUUCAUCAUUAAAAUUGACUGAACAAGAAAUUUGUAGUAAUACCUCUCUCAAUUCUGAAAAUUAUAAUACAUCUUUCACAUCCAAUGACCAACCAAACAAUAUAACUCAAGCUUACGAUUCUAAGGAUUCUGGAUUUUCCGGUAUAGUAGAAUCAUUCAGCUCAAUAACUGAGACACCAGUUAAAGAAUAUGCUCAAAUAAAAGAAGCUAUUAGAAAUAUAACGUUAGUUGAUGAUUUUGAAAAUGAAACUAGAGACAGUUAUGAUAUGAUAAGUAUAGGAGGCUCAGACCGGCAUUUUAAAAUUAAAAAAAAUAAAUCUGAUGUUGAAACUUUACCAAAAGAAGAGGUGAUCAAUUGUUCAUGUGCUUCAAAUCAAGAAGACGGUUUAAUGAUUCAAUGUGAUGUUUGUUUGUGCUGGCAACAUGGUUAUUGUAACAAAAUUGAAUCUGAAGAUCAAGUACCCGACAACUAUACUUGUACUAGUUGUUUAAAUCCUUUGAAGCAAAGACGAUCAAAACAAUAUGACUAUUCACAAGAUUGGAUUAAAGAAGGAACAUUAGCCAGUGUUUUACAACAUAAAGAUGAGCGACGGAGAAAAGAUGAAGCUAUUUUAAAACAAUCUCAUCAGUUAGUAGCUGAGGUGUUAGAACACAGUAAUUAUUUGCACAGUUUACGAGUUAAAACUACAAUUUAUGGUCAAACCCCUGAUCAUCCUAAACUUUAUUUGUGGUCUGAACAAGGUUUAACAAGAAAUGAAGAACCUAUUCAAGAUAAGCUUGAAGAAUUGCUUUCUGGUCCAGUACCUGAAAAACCUAUCAAUAUUUCUGAUUGUAGACAAAAUUUACUGGAAGAAAUUGAAGAUGGCUUUGACAAUUUAGAAGCCAGAAUCAAUUUAUUUGAAGCCAAGACUAAUGGACUUGAAGAUCAAGUAAAUGGCUGCGUAGAUAAUGAAGUCUUAACAAAUACCGUUACUUUGUUGCUACGAGACUUAAGUUCAAUCAACCAUCAUAUGUCAUUUGAAAACAAUAACAAUAACAAAGAAGAAGAAACCGUUUAAAAACAAAUUAUAGUUUACGUGGAUUCAGUUAGUCACAAUAAAGUAACUUUUGAAAUUCGAGAUAAAUCCUUUAUGUAUCGUACAUAAUAUUAAAUUUUUUUAUAAUUUUUUAUUUUAAAGGUAACAAUUGUUUGACAAAGGUUCUGAUUUUAAUUUGUGUUUUGUAGUUGUAUUAAUACAAUUUCAUAUGUUAAAACUGCUCCAGCAACCUGAAACGAAAAUUGAAAAUACCAUUUGUGACGAACUCAUAAAUUUAAUUUUUUUCAAAUUUAUCUUACCCCUAAAAGAAAGUUUCUUGUAAUUGAAAACAUUUUUAAUCCUGUCAAAGCAACAUAAUCUGAUGUGACUUCUUGUAAAAAUCUUUGUGUCUUAAAAAUAAAACGAUAAAGUAAUUUAUUUAAAUUUAAAUAUUUUUUAUUGUAUUAUAUACAGAAUUAUAUGUAAUUUUUGAAUAUUUAUAAGUAAACAAUAAAUGUUAUGAAUUGAUUAAAAACUGA
Messenger RNA from Metopolophium dirhodum (rose-grain aphid), 3215 nucleotides. Its product is annotated as PHD finger protein 20-like protein 1. Gene Ontology annotation, cellular component: NSL complex. The record is from RefSeq and is a predicted model, not a curated record. Gene Ontology annotation, biological process: regulation of transcription by RNA polymerase II. Lineage: Eukaryota; Metazoa; Arthropoda; Insecta; Hemiptera; Aphididae. The transcript has 18 exons. The coding region runs from base 382 to 2718 and encodes 778 amino acids.